Molecule: messenger RNA, 516 nt
Organism: Spirometra erinaceieuropaei
Lineage: Eukaryota; Metazoa; Platyhelminthes; Cestoda; Diphyllobothriidea; Diphyllobothriidae
Source: the annotation of a GenBank genome assembly
AUGCGGACCCAUCUAUACUCGAACUUCGAGGAUCUGACGAGAGCCUUCGAUACGGUGAACCGUGGCGGACUGUGGAAAAUCAUGCAGAAGUUCGGCUGUCCCGAGCGAUUCACUCGGAUGGGGCGUCAGCUAUACGAUGGCAUGAUCGCGCGCAUCACGGACAACAGAGUUGUCUCAGAGGCCUUCGCAGUGACCAACGGAGUGAAGCAGGGCUGCGUCCUCGCACCUAGCCUCUUCAGACUCAUGUUCACUGUCAUGCUUAUGGACGCCUACCGCGACGAAUGCCCUGGGAUCCGCAUCGCCUGCAAGACGGACGGCCACCUUCUCAGCCACCGUAGGAUGCACUUCCAGUCACGUGUACCCACAACGACCGUCCAUGAACUUCCCUUCGCCGAUGACUGCGUCCUCAAUGCCACCUCGGAAGGAGACAUGCAAAGGAGCAUGGAUCUCUUCGCCGCCGCCUGCGACAACUUCAGCCUGACCAUUAACGCGGAGAGGACGGUGGUCAUGCACUGA